AGUUAGCCGUCUCUCCUUCAAUGUCACGUUUGUUUUGCUAAACUGUUUGAUAUUAACUGUAAAUUCGUAUUUUUGUUUCAGAAAAAUGUUUAAUUUCAGAUGUAUUUUCCGUAAUUCCGUCAGCUCCGUAUGUCGACAGAUAUCCGCCUCGCUAAACGGAAACGGGACCUCUCUGGUUGGAAGAGUGGGGGAGCCGCUGCAGAGAUCGUUGCAUUGCAGCGCUGUGAGACUUCAGGAGGCUGAAAAAACAUCACAAGCAAACUCUGGGGAAGGGUUCAGCUAUUUUCCUCCUCUUCCUGAUCAAGACAGCCCACUGCGAUGGGACGGGAAGAAGUUUGAAGAGUUACCAAUUAUUCACAUUAAAGCAACAUAUAACAAAAAGCCAUAGCAAAGGGAGUGAAGUUUGUUCGCGUUGUCGUCAAAGGUCUUGGUCCUGGACGCCUGAAUGCAAUCAAAGGCUUGACGAUGGGAGGCCUGGAGAUAGUAUCGAUCAGUGACAACACCCCCGUGCCGCACAAUGGAUGCCGCCCACGUAAAGCCAGAAGGCUUUGAAGAAGCUGUUAACUUGUCAUAUGCUAAUAAAGUGUUUUGCU
Messenger RNA from Nematolebias whitei (Rio pearlfish), 593 nucleotides. RefSeq names its product mitochondrial ribosomal protein S11 (gene mrps11). Lineage: Eukaryota; Metazoa; Chordata; Actinopteri; Cyprinodontiformes; Rivulidae. Gene Ontology annotation, molecular function: mRNA 5'-UTR binding; small ribosomal subunit rRNA binding; structural constituent of ribosome. Gene Ontology annotation, biological process: ribosomal small subunit assembly; maturation of SSU-rRNA from tricistronic rRNA transcript (SSU-rRNA, 5.8S rRNA, LSU-rRNA); translation. Gene Ontology annotation, cellular component: ribosome; mitochondrial small ribosomal subunit. The record is from RefSeq and is a predicted model, not a curated record.